Diorhabda carinulata is the source of this 989-nucleotide messenger RNA. RefSeq names its product mediator of RNA polymerase II transcription subunit 9 (gene MED9). The coding region runs from base 342 to 692 and encodes 116 amino acids. Gene Ontology annotation, biological process: regulation of transcription by RNA polymerase II. Gene Ontology annotation, cellular component: mediator complex. The transcript has 3 exons. The record is from RefSeq and is a predicted model, not a curated record. Gene Ontology annotation, molecular function: transcription coregulator activity. Lineage: Eukaryota; Metazoa; Arthropoda; Insecta; Coleoptera; Chrysomelidae.
AUGAGAUCUCUUUUUACAUAAAUAAUACCAUUCCUUUAUUAGGUAUAUUUAAUUUUAUUUUGGGUUGGAGUUUUGGUUAAUUUUAUUUAGAAACUUAUCCGUAUUUUUAUAAAAGUAUGUAAUUAAAUAAAAUAUUAGCUACGUGAAUUUUCUACUUUUAUUCUCGCUCCAGUAGCUUUAUUUAGAAAUUAUCCGGUUUCUCAUGAUUUCUCACGAUUUUCUUAUUAGUGACCUCACGAUUUUUCCUUCUAACCAUCUGGCAUCACUGUUUAAUUUAGGUUUACGAUGGCGAAUUAUAGUUUGUUGAGUUUUUAGUGGUUAUUUAUCAAUGAAUUUAAAAAAUGGACAUUGAGGAACAAAGGAUUGAAAAUAAUAACAAAAUUCUGAACGUAGAAGAUCUCAACAUAGAAAUAUUGCCUAUAAUUUACGAUAUUAUUAAAGGUGUCGAUAAAGAUAAUCAUCACGACAAUUCCGCAAAGACUAGGGAUUCGCAAGAUUGUUCACAAAAAGUAUUGGAGUUGCAAAAACGAUUAGAUCAAGCACGUGCUGAGAUACGUAUGCUGCCUGGUAUAGACUACAGUAAAGAACAACAACUAAAUCAUCUGGAAGCUCUGAAAACACAAUUACGACUCAAACAAGAAUUACUUCAGAAGUACCGUUUUAUGUAUCCAUUUGAUCUACAAAAGUCCUAAAAAUGAUAUUUCGGUUUCUAAUGAGGCUAAUAGCUAAUAAUGAACAGUUGGUCAAUAGACUUAGUGAAUCUUACCCGAUGCGAAAAGCAGCACAAAUAGCCGUUAGAAUAAUGUUUUCAGGAAAAAACUUUAUAGAAGAACAAAGACUACAUGAAAAAUUAAAUCCCGAACAAUUUAGAAGUUUGAUGAGAGAUGUAGCAUCUAACUUUCAAAAUCAAAUUAAACAAGCCCAGGAUAAUAUAAGGAAGAAAAUGAAAUGAGUUGUUAUGUUGUUGUGAAUUAAAUUUUUUAGUACUA